Messenger RNA from Tripterygium wilfordii, 2057 nucleotides. RefSeq lists its product as uncharacterized. Lineage: Eukaryota; Viridiplantae; Streptophyta; Magnoliopsida; Celastrales; Celastraceae. The record is from RefSeq and is a predicted model, not a curated record. The coding region runs from base 1074 to 1892 and encodes 272 amino acids. The transcript has 2 exons.
AAACGCUUCGCAAGUGCAAGGUCAUGGAGGUGAGUUUCGUUUUUUCCUGUAAUAUUUUUUAUUUUUUAUUAACUGUUGAUGAAUUUGCUUAGCAGAAAAUUUAACCUGUUUUCUUUCUUUUUUUCACUUUUGUCUUCCAUCUCUUUUAACUCUCGUAUUUGUAGCUGGAAUAUUAAGGGAAAAAAUGCAGUUUUGAUGAUAGUUUCUCAGUUAAAUUGGGUUGUUCUUUUCUCUUCUUUUGUAUUUUGAAUAUUUUUUUGUUUCGAAUUUCAAUUGGACUGGUCUAAGGCCUGGAGAGGAGUGUUUGGGUACUGGAAUGUGCCAUUUUCAUUCCCUUUGUGGUGGAUGAUUUUGACCAAAUGUGCAAGCUAGGUUCAUGUGGCAGUCGCUGGAGUAAUGGUAGAGGAUAUUCAAUUCCCCCCACCUACAUGCAUCACUGUGCCAAAAUAUUUAUGAUUCUCAGUACAUGUUGAGUACUUAUGUACUUGUGUUGAUUGCUACACCAGACUGCAAUCCACAUCUUCAUUCGUACUUCAAAACCCGGUAUGGGUUUAUAAUUUUCGCUUCAUUUAGAUUUAUUUACUAGAGGAAACUGGUUUUUUUGUUAGAAUCCCAUGAAUAGACAAGUAGAAGUAUAUGUCAAUGAAAACAAGUAGCUUGAAUAUUGGAGUUUUGUAGCUGGCGGUUUUGUGAUACCAUCUUCAUGAAUUCAAUUCCGUCUAUCACUUCAUUCUAGCAUUUUAAGACAUUUAUAUCAAUUUGGUACUUAUUGACAGGGACAUUCCGAAAAGAAGCAACGUGAUUAAUUGGUGCAAUCAUAGCGUUGAAGUGUUGAACUUGUUAAUUGAUGUUAUAGUCGGAUUCGGUUUCUUGUUGUUAAUGUUUAAUGCUCUUGUUACUGAGAUUGAAGUGUUUGGGGUUUAGAUCCGAGCAUAUUUAGUCACGUAAGGGAGGUUGAUAGCUUUGGCAGUGACAGUUUUUAGUCCUCUUAUUUUCAAGUAUCAACACACUGCUGGGAAAUCUCUUAUUUUGUAUCAAGUAUAUUCCUUGAGGGGAUAGAAUACGACUCCUAUAUGAAUACUCUAUUCUCGCCUUCUACUUUCCUCCUUCCAUUACCUUCCCGGCCGUCAUUUCCUUUUGUUCGAACACAGCCUCUCCACACGUCACUAGUUCAUCACCGAUGUUUUUGUGGCUGCCUCUCUUCCCUUUCUGUUUCUUUUUGGUCCAGUUUGGGCCCUCGCCGGUCAUCCAUAGCUUGUACAACUCCUUCAAAUGAGGGAUCAGUUUCCGUAGUUAAUUUUGAAGAUUUUGUCGAAAAAGAUUGGUCAUUUCUUGAUUCUGAUGAUUUAAACUCGAAUGAAGAGAAUAACCAAAAGAUUGGCCGUAUAAUUUCUGCUGGAGGAAUUGACGAGACUUCAAGGGUUUUGAUUUCAAUUGGUUCUGAAGAAUUUGUGGAUCAGUUGGUUAGUACUUCACCCUGCAAAAUUUUGUUUGUUGUCCAUGAUUCCCUUUUUCUGUUAGCUUGCGUCAAAGAAAAAUACGACAAUGUUAAAUGUUGGCAAGGGAAAUUAAUACAUGUUCCAGAAAAGUGGUCUCCUCUGGAUGUUGUGUUUCUCUAUUUCCUACCUGCUUUGCCCUUUCAACUUGAUCAGAUUCUCAGGGAGCUCGCAAAACUUUGUUCGCCAGGUGCCAAAUUAGUCAUCAGCCAUCCCCAAGGGAGGGGGGCGUUAAUGCAGCAACGGGAACGAUAUCCAGAUGUUAUAGUUUCUGACUUGCCUGAUAAGAGUAAUUUAGAGAAAGCUGCUGCUGAAAAUUCUUUUGAGAUGGCUGAAUUUGUGGACGAGCCUGGUUUUUAUCUCGCGGUUCUGAAAUUUUGUCAGGCAAGAAGCUGAUUCUAGGCAUUUGGUCUCAUUGUUUCGCUAGUUAUGUAACAGUAAUGUACCAAUUAUGUGUGUCAGAAAUUUGAUUCAAUUUGUGGAUGAACCUGGAUUCUGCUUCUCCAGACCCAAGUCAUGAUUAUAUUGCUGAUCAUUUCAUUUAGUUAUACUGUUCCUUCA